Molecule: messenger RNA, 981 nt
Organism: Durusdinium trenchii
Lineage: Eukaryota; Dinophyceae; Suessiales; Symbiodiniaceae
Source: the annotation of a GenBank genome assembly
AUGGAGGCCAAGAAGGAGGAAGCGCCCAUGUGCAAUGGGGAGAAAAUCCAGGGGGAGGAGGCAAAGGAGACACCUCGUGAGCUGUUGACUAGGGAUGAUCAGCUUCGCUUCAAAUCUAGCAAGAAGACUGAAAGAAAGAGAGGCGGCAAGAAAGGUGGGAAGAAGAAAAGGAAGGGAAGAAAGGGAAGAAAGGCACGAGUGAGCCGUAAGCGCAAGAUUCUCAAACCCAAUCAUUCAGCCAUGGAUGAGGCCAUUGAGGCCAGUGAGGGUCAUGAGAGGUCAAAGAUCGCAAAAAAGACACCAAGUGCAAGCUCUAGCUCAGCUGCUGCGAAGGCAACCCAGGAGACGACAACAAAGAGGAAAACUCGUACAAAGGACAAAGCACAGCCCUCAGCUCCAUCCAGACCCAAUGCCAAGUCUGCAAAGUCUUCAAGCAGCAAGGGGAAGGGUGCGACGGCCAGCCCGAAAGAACCUGCCAGCAAAAAGGCCAGCGGUAAGGCCAAGGCAAAAGCUCGUGGAAGACCGCGCGUAACGGUAGACGGUCAAAACGAGGCUUGGUUGACAGCGCAAAUGGGAUCGCCCUUGUACAAAGAUGAUCUGGUCAUUGAACUUGCAGACUUUGCGGCGGGGUUUGAUCCCAAACUGUCCAUCAAAGGUGACAAGUUUAAGGGUCUUGCACGGGGAAAGAUGGACAAGUUCUCAGAAUACAGAAUCAAUGCCUACUGGACUAGGGCCGGUGUUGGUGUUCAUUCCCUUUGUGAUGGAAACGAUGUGCUUCACUUUGCCUUCAACCAAACUUCGGCCUGUGAUGUCCACAAGAUGACUGUGGCCCUCAAGUGUGCUAUGAUUUCUGCAGCAGGAUUCGAGAAUCAUGAGCCCUACGAAAAGGAUGGCGAGUUGAACUUGCAGCUCAAGCACAACGCCUUGCUUGCCCUGUACCGUUUGGGACAACUGUCGCCUGAACCGGAGCAUGGUGCAUAA